GUGUCUCUUCUUGCACCCAUGGGUGCUGUUGCCCCACCUGCUCUGGGCUGGGCAGAUGGGUGGCACCAGGUUAUGGGGAGGGGAUUGUGGAUCCUGUCCCAGUGACGCACAAGGAUGGCUCUGGUGCGGCUCUGUGGGAAGACCCACUCCUCGUGGCUCCGUGCACUGGAGAAAUGGGCUUUGCUCACAGCGGGGGCCAUGGGGCUGUGCUACCUGCUGGCCCCCAUCACAUCCCUAUGGCCUCACACAGCCCCCAACCCUGCACCCACCUCCAUUGCAGCCCCCAGCCCAUCCCCAGCUCUACCCAGCAUCACCCCAUGCGUUGCCAACGCUUCAGUUCAGAACAUCUCCGGCUUUACCAAAGUACCCGAGCAAUCCCGGGACUUCAUGCUCCAUCAGCACUGCAGAACCUUCCCUCAGCUCCUCGACGUCCCCAGCAAAUGUGGGGGUCCAAAAGGUUCCUCCAACGUCUUCCUCCUCCUGGCCAUCAAAUCCUCCCCAGCCAACUACGAGCGGCGCGAGGUGAUCCGUAAGACGUGGGGUCAGCAGAGAACCGUGCAAGGGGAGCUGAUAAGGAGGGUCUUCCUGGUGGGGGUGGACCCCAGGGUGCAGGAUGCAACCAAACUGAACAGGCUGCUGCAGCACGAGCAACGUGAGCAUCGUGAUGUGCUGCAAUGGGGUUUUAAGGACACCUUCUUCAACCUGACGUUGAAGCUGCUGCUGUUUCACACCUGGUUGCAGGAGCAUUGCCCUGGAGUGAGGUUUAUCUUCAGUGGGGAUGAUGAUGUCUUUGUGAAUACAGAUAACGUGGUGUCCUUCACAAGGGGCAUCUCCAGCGAGCAGCACUUGUUGACUGGGCAGGUAUUGACCAACACGGGGCCCAUCAGGAACCCAGCCAGCAAAUACUUUGUGCCCACGCAGCUGAUGCCAUCGGAGCUGUACCCACCGUACUGCAGUGGAGGGGGGGUGCUCAUGUCUGCCUUUACCGCACGUGCCAUCCACCGUGCGGCUCAGCACAUCCAGCUCUUCCCUAUUGAUGACGUCUAUGUGGGGAUGUGUUUGCAGAGGGCCGGGUUGGUGCCCACCUCCCACGAUGGCAUCAGGCCUUGGGGUAUCGAUGUGCCCCGCUCUUCUGACCCGCUGGACCCCUGUUAUUACCGGGAGCUGCUGGUGGUGCAUCGCUUUGCGCCCUAUGAGAUGGCCAUGAUGUGGCAGGCGAUCCAUGAGCCCCAGCUGAGCUGUGGGAGGAAGGUGGGCAUCUUCUAGGGUGGAGAAGGAGGGAGAGCUGCUGUUCUGGGGGUUGUGGGGUGAUGCUGUGGGGUGAUGAACCUCAGCUCCAGCCUGUGGCUGAACCAUAAAGGUUCUGCCCUGUUCUGCCCCUUCUGACCCAGGUGCCCAAGGUGCAAUAAAGGAACGCAUUAUGGAGAUGAGGGCUCUGCCCUUGCUGCCAUCCCAUAGUGUGGGGGGAGGCUCAGUGUGGGGAGUGGGAGCUCAGGGUCCCCCCACUGCCCACCCCUUGUCCCCUGCUCAUCCAUUGCAGGUGGGCACAGACCUGAGGUCCCUUCUCCAUCCUCAACCACACAAGCAGUAGAUGGGGGCCCCCCACGCCCCCCCCAGCCCCUGCACUCCUACUGCUGUCCACAGGGGUCUCCAUUGGCUCAUAGGAGGGCUGAGCUCACUGCUGCUCUUCCUCAGGGGGGAUAUUAGUACACAUCUCAUCUCAUGCCCAUCUUCCCCCCAUGGAUCAUGAUCACCCCCCCAUAUUCCCACCAUGGAUUCCCUUCACUCCAGCUUGCCAAAAUUCACUUCCAUUUACUUGAAA
Messenger RNA from Coturnix japonica (Japanese quail), 1822 nucleotides. RefSeq names its product UDP-GlcNAc:betaGal beta-1,3-N-acetylglucosaminyltransferase 3 (gene B3GNT3). The record is from RefSeq and is a predicted model, not a curated record. NCBI's taxonomy places the organism in Eukaryota, Metazoa, Chordata, Aves, Galliformes, Phasianidae. Gene Ontology annotation, biological process: protein O-linked glycosylation; poly-N-acetyllactosamine biosynthetic process. Gene Ontology annotation, cellular component: Golgi membrane. Gene Ontology annotation, molecular function: hexosyltransferase activity; UDP-glycosyltransferase activity.